This is a messenger RNA of Parathielavia appendiculata, 2305 nucleotides long. RefSeq lists its product as uncharacterized. The transcript has 5 exons. The record is from RefSeq and is a predicted model, not a curated record. The annotation marks the transcript as partial. NCBI's taxonomy places the organism in Eukaryota, Fungi, Ascomycota, Sordariomycetes, Sordariales, Chaetomiaceae.
UCAUGGAGGAAGCGAAAACGCGUCGGCCGAUGACGAGGCGGAGAGCGAGGCCGCGUUGGCCAUCGUGUUAUUGGCCGUCGAGCGAGUCAUUUGGCGGGCGCAGAAGGCAUCGCAGGGCAGCGUGGUGGGAUCGGCGGCAGUCAAUUAUAUCGAACGGCGCGAGGCCGGCGGCGAUUCGAACGAGAAGCCAUUCAACGCAGGGCAAAAGGGCGCGACGAUGGUCAAGUAUAGCGCGGUGUGGGCGUCGGUGAUGGCGUACAUAUGGCGCACGUGGCAUUUAGAGCCAGUUGAGGAGGAGUCGGCCGAGGGGGAGGCGGAGGAGGAGGUGGAGGAGGAACGGGGCGACGGCGACCGGGGAGCGAACGGCCAGGUAGAAGGCAGCGAACCGCAGGGGAUCCGCGACCGACGGCCGGCAUACCAUUUCACCGCCGAGCAAGCCGAGGUGUUCGACCGGGUUCGCACAGUCGCAUACACGGCGAUAUACGGCCGAGACGGGAGCGAUAUCCACCACGACAGGGAUAGGGGUAGCGGUAGGGACGAAGACGAAGACGACACGAGCGAGUUGGAGGGCCAUGUGUUGGAUUUUUUCAUCGCGUUGUUAGACCACGACAUCGGCGACAACGAGUUCCGGAACGCGUUGUAUAGCGGAUUGGCCGUAUUAGGCAUCCAGCCGGGGCACGGGUGGCGGAGCGCGUUGGUGUAUACGCCCGUGUUGUCGGCGAUCGUGACGGUGGCGCGGAUGUUGGUGUUGUACAAGGCCAAGCGGGCGCGCGACGAGGAGAUCCGGCGCCGACAGCGGUUCGCCGGCGAGAGCAAGGCGAAGGCGCGGGAGCGGGCGCGUAGCCAUUUCGACCGGGUCAGGGAGAUGGUGCAGAGGUUUAUGACGAUCGUGGCGUUCGACGGGCAGCCGUCGCCGAUGGAUUCGAUAUUGCGGUUACGGGCGUACGGCAAGGCGAUCCGGGCGAACACGAACGCGGACGGGGUGGUGGAUUGGCACGGGGACGAGUUGUUGAUCGGCCACGUGCAGUUCAGUAUCACGUCGUUGCGGGCCAUGAUCCACGGGUUGUUGCACGCGGCGCGGGCGCAGUUGCGGCGGGCCGUGUUGUUGUUGGACGUGGACGAGGACGGCGAGCCGGUAACGACAGCCAAGCAAGGAGCAGGCGAACCGGCAGGGGCGACGGCGUGGCCGGCGAUCCAGUGGGACAAGUUGGUCGAUAACGCGGCCGAGACGAAGGCCGGGUGGAGUUUCGCCGAGGACCCGCGGAACCGGGAGGCAUUCGGGGGCGUAGACGGGAAGCGGUGGUUGGCCGAUCGGGUGGAAGAAGAGGAGGGGGAGGAGGAGCGGGCGAAGGCAGGGGGGAUUGGGGGUAAGGAGGUGACGAGGGCAGGGGAGGGAGACGAAGUACAGGCGAUAGCGGGGGAGAUCGAGGGCGAGGAGGUGGCAAGCGCAGGGGAGGUAGCGGGCAAGGGUACCGGGGAUAACGACGUGGAGGUAGAGGCAGAGAUAUAUCGCGGCCGGGUACAGCGGCGGAUGCGCGGUCAGGCGGAGAGGAUGCGACAGGCGGAGGAGAGUAUAGAGGUGGAGCAGUUUCAGGCAGUAUUACAAGAGUGGUCGGUCGGUUGUACGUGGUGCCGGGCGAUCGGGGAGGCAGAGGAGGUGUGCCGCAGGCAUACAUUAGAUCGUUGUCAAGAGGAGGACGCAGGCGAGAUACGGAGGAUGGUAGGGCAGGCCGAGCGGUUGGUCCGUUGGGAGCCGUAUUCGUGUUGUUUCGAUUGUGGGAUACCGCAGGCGAUGUGCCGGCGAUUCGAGCCGAUGGGGCCGGCGGGUGGGUUCCGGCGGGUGGAAGGGCAGACGUGCCAGUACGGGGGGGUGUUGAUGCGGACGGUGAUAUCGAUAUGGGGAGCCGGGGGCGUUUCGGGGUCGAAGCGGUUGUACGAGUGGAUGCGGAUGCAAGGGACGGGCGUCGACGAGGACGAUAUAGACGGGCGGAUCCGGUGGAUGGGGCGCAAGCAAGAAUAUGGAAGAAAUUAUAGGAAGAUUCCCGGGUAUAGGGUGCGGGUCAUGUCGAGGAGGGAUGAGGGGGAUAGGGCGGUGGGACGGGUUGUACAGGCGGGGUUGGAACGGUAUCGCAGCGGCAAGAUCAUUGUGUACGGCGGAGAGGUGGAGCGGGUCGAGCGGUUGCGGGAUUACGCGCAGGCGAGCGGGCGGGCCGGGCGGGACGGCGAGGCGAGCGAAGCGGUGAUCGUUUGGCCGAAGGGCGACGACGGGCAUGGGGCGAAACGGGGCAAAGCAAGGAAGGAGUGA